Messenger RNA from Gilbertella persicaria, 2136 nucleotides. RefSeq names its product RNA polymerase I-specific transcription initiation factor RRN3. Gene Ontology annotation, molecular function: RNA polymerase I general transcription initiation factor activity; RNA polymerase I core binding. The transcript has 3 exons. Lineage: Eukaryota; Fungi; Mucoromycota; Mucoromycetes; Mucorales; Choanephoraceae. The record is from RefSeq and is a predicted model, not a curated record. Gene Ontology annotation, cellular component: nucleus. The coding region runs from base 93 to 2039 and encodes 648 amino acids. Gene Ontology annotation, biological process: transcription initiation at RNA polymerase I promoter.
GUGACUUGUCAAAGCAAAAUUUUCUCUCCACAUUGCGACUGCUUAUUUUGUUUCCUUCUUUCUUAACAUUUGCUUUUUUCUACUCACUUACUAUGCCUGUCAGAUCGCCCACUAUGAACUCAACCGCUGUUCAAGAAAUCCCUACACAAGAUAUGUCAAAGAGUUUAAUACCCACUCUUUCUGAAAAGGAAGAGACAAAUGAAAAUGUCAGUAAAGAGAAAUUGGCCAACAUGAAGCUUAUCAUGAAGACAUAUGUUUUAGGCGCUUUGCGAGAAAAAGAACAGGGCAAUACUUCUCGGUAUAAUGAAUUGGUAGAAACACUCAACAGAGAUCCUUCGGGCCCAGAAGCACCUUCCACAUUGAAGCUAUACACAUGGAUUGUUGUGCUGUCCCAAUCUGUAUCAUUGCUCGACAAAUCUUGUUCUACACUUGUCGAAGCUGCUUUACAGGUCGAUUGGAGCUUCCGCAAUAGAGGAUUUGUGAAUGCAUACAUUGGUUUUUUGGAAAACUUAGUUUCUGCUCAUGCAUUCUAUGUUGUCCCUAUUUUAAAUUCACUUGUUGAAGGAUUCAGAUACCGUCUUCGUUUGCCUGAAAAUGCUACUGUUGCUCGUACUACAUCUUAUGAUCGUUGUCACGAAGCUCUUCAAUGUAUUCUUCAAUUGAUUCCUACAGGUGCCAAUUCACUUUUUGUUAGUCUGGUACGCUUUAUGCCUCACAAGCGAUUUAAUUCUGCUGAGCAAGCUGCCUAUAUCAAAAAUAUUCUAUCCGUUGCUGAGUAUGUUCCCAUGUUGCGCAAACAAAUCCUUGGUCUGGUAGUUGAUCAAAUGGUUCAAAUAGACGCACAAAUCCAAAUCGAGCUGGACGAAAUGGACGAAGAUGUCGAAUUUGACGUUUAUAACUUAGAUUUUGAUCAGGAUUAUAACUCUGAAAACAGUGAUUCUGAAGACGAUGACGAUGAGGAGGAUAUUUCUGAUGAUGAUUCUGUAGCUUCAGACUAUAUAGCCGACCACAACGAUUCUGUUCAACAAAUUAAAUACAUGGUUCGCAAAUUGGAUGCUAUGAUGAAUUUGACAUUCCAAUACUUUGAAAGAAGCUCAAAGCAGGCUUCUGUUGAUGUUCAAAACGAAAUCUUUUAUGCUUUGGUAGACAUCUUUGACAGGUCCAUUCUCAAGACAUUAAAAUCGCGAUACACACAAUUUUUGCUGUUUUACUAUUGUUCCUUGAAUGUUAAUGUCUACAGCGCUUACUUUUUGGACCACUUGAUCAAGCAUAUUACUGAUCCUUUAAAGCCUAAUGUUACCCGUGUCUCUGCUGCUGCCUACAUUUCUUCCUAUGUUGCUCGUGCCAAGUUUUUAGAUUCCAGUACAAUUCAGGGUCUAAUCUCUGUGCUAUCUGUUUGGUGUGACAACUAUGUUGAUCAAAACGAAUCUUUGAUUCGUGGUUUAGAUUGUACGAAACAUGAUGUGCUUUAUGCUGUAGUUCAAGCUAUCAUGUAUAUCUUUUGUUUCCGUUGGAGAGAUCUUGUGAUUGACAACGAUCUUGAAAUCGAAGAAGAAAUGGAAGAAGAGUCACCCAUGUCAGAAGAACAUCGUCGUUUAACACAUCCUGAAUCAGGUUUUGGCAGUGGUGCUAGCCGUACUUGGUGUGUCGGUUUGCGCAAUUUACCUCGUUUGGUGAUGAGUAAAUUCAAUCCAUUGAAAUUGUGUGCUCCUGCUGUAGUCCGUCAAUUUGCCAAAUUGGCUCGCAACACUCACUUUAUGUAUGUAUACCCUGUCUUGGAAAAGAACCGAGAAGUAUUUGUUCCUGGUUUAGGAAGCGCCAACUUACUACAAACUGUGCAAACAUUCUUUCCAUUUGAUCCAUUCAAGCUAGAAAGCAGUCGAGGUUUUAUUGAUCCCAUCUAUUUUGAAUGGAUCUCUGAAGACGACGAUGAAGACGAUGAUGAAAGUGAAGAAGAAGAAGACACCGAAGAUGAGGAUGUAACUUCAGGGAUGAUGGCUAUGAGUAUUAGUCCUAGCCCUACUCAUUAUUUACAAUAAUCUCAUCCGUCAUCACUUCAAACUUCCUACAUGUUCUAUACACUGCCUUAUUGCAUAUUAUUCAUUUCAAUAAUAAAUUACUUUUUUGUCAACUUUA